CUUCUUCCCUCACAAAACCACAACUUGUCCUGAAUACCAAAUGUUAGUGUGAAGAGGCCCCCCCAGCAAGACAAUGGAGGCGUCCGCCAAUGGGUCCAGUUUUGGCAUCGACUCGCUGCUGUCCCACAGGCCGGGAAGUCCGGUGUCCAAAGGGGACAGCCUGGCGGGGGAGUGCCGCUCUCCGCUGGAGUUCAGCCCGAGGUCCGACGUGGAGAGCGGCUGCUCGUCGCCUCCGUCGCCGAGGAGGGAGUGCGUGGACGAGGUGGCCCAGAGGCAAGGUCACGGCGGCCUGGGCCUGCCGCCGCACCUGCAGCACGCGCAGAUCUCUGCGGGUGCGCAGCAGAGGACCGUGACCUCCUCGUUCCUCAUCAGGGACAUCCUGGCGGACUGUAAGCCGCUGGCCGCCUGCGCGCCCUACUCCAGCAACGGACAGCCGACCCAGGAGGCCGGCCGGCUGGCCUCCAAGAUCGCGGAUGACUUUAUGGAGAAAAUCCACAGCAAUUCCUCAUCGGACAGUGAAUAUAAAGUGAAAGAGGAAGGGGACCGGGAGAUCUCCAGCAGCAGGGACAGCCCUCAGGUCCGGCUGAAGAAGCCCCGGAAGGCCCGGACGGCCUUCACGGACCACCAGCUGGCGCAGCUGGAGCGCAGCUUCGAGCGCCAGAAGUACCUGAGCGUGCAGGACCGCAUGGAGCUGGCGGCCUCCCUCAACCUCACCGACACGCAGGUCAAGACCUGGUACCAGAACCGGAGGACAAAGUGGAAGCGGCAGACCGCGGUGGGACUGGAGCUGCUGGCGGAGGCCGGGAACUACUCGGCCCUGCAGAGGAUGUUCCCGUCCCCGUACUUCUACCCGCAGAGCCUGGUGUCCAACCUGGACCCGGGCGCGGCCCUCUACCUGUACCGGGGCCCCUCGGCGCCGCCGCCGGCGCUGCAGAGACCGCUGGUGCCGCGGAUCCUGCUGCACGGCCUGCAGGGGGGCAGCGAGCCGCCGCCCCCGCCGCCUCUGCCCCCCAUGUCCGGCGUGCUGCCCCGGCCGGCCCAGCAGCGGUGAGCCGCCGCCCCUCUUCCCCCGAUCCCGCAGCGCGCACGGG
Molecule: messenger RNA, 1091 nt
Organism: Salarias fasciatus (jewelled blenny)
Lineage: Eukaryota; Metazoa; Chordata; Actinopteri; Blenniiformes; Blenniidae
Gene: barhl1b
Product: BarH-like homeobox 1b
Exons: 3
Coding region: 74-1051 (325 amino acids)
Biological process (GO): regulation of DNA-templated transcription
Molecular function (GO): DNA binding; DNA-binding transcription factor activity, RNA polymerase II-specific
Source: RefSeq, a predicted model, not a curated record